ACAUUGAAGGCAUCGGCAGCAGCAACCUUCCCGGUCGGUCGGAUCUGGCUGGCUGGUCGUGACGUGCCAGCUGAGCCGAGCGUGAGCGACUUUUCCUGGCGGAGCAGGGGAGGGACACGAGCGGCGUUUGUCUGACGGUCUGCCCGCCCGUCCGUCCGUCUCUUCGUCCUCCGCCGUGUGUCGGCUUCGGGCCUCGCGACAGGCGGCUAUGGAUCCGAUCGCCUUCUGCUCUCGCCACUGAGGGACCGUCGGAUGCUCCAGUGGCCGUCGAGGCGGAGGGGAGGACUGGGAGGGGGCAUCCCGGUCAAUCUUCCAACACCAGGUAAGGAAAAAAUUGAGCAUAGCAACAACUCCUCCAGGAGGUCACAAAGGAACCCAGAACAACAUCUGAAGAACUGCAAGCCUCAGUUAAGGUUACUGUCCAUGACUCAAAAGCUGACUCACCAGGGCUGCGUCUAACCACAGAAGACGAAGAGGAGGAAUAAGAAGAGAACACGAGAAGAGAAAGGAAGGAAACGAGGGAGGAGGUGACGAGAAAGAGGCGAGGACAGGUCUUCAUCCUGGGAGAAUCUGUGACGAGGAGGAGGAGACGCCAUCAUGAGCGACCAGAACGUGGUCAAGGAAGGAUGGGUCCAAAAAAGAGGCGAGUACAUCAAGAACUGGCGUCCUCGCUACUUCCUGCUGAAGACCGACGGCUCCUUCAUCGGCUACAAGGACAAACCGCAAGAUUCGGACCUGGCUUACCCGCUCAACAACUUCUCAGUCGCAAAAUGUCAGCUGAUGAAGACAGAGCGUCCCAAACCCAACACAUUCAUCAUCCGCUGCCUGCAGUGGACCACAGUCAUCGAAAGGACUUUUCACGUGGACACGCCGGAUGAGAGGGACGAGUGGGCGGAGGCCAUCCAGAUGGUAGCGGAGUCGUUGGCCAAGCAGGAGGAGGAGGGCAUCCUGUGUAGCCCCACCUCGCAAAUAGAGAACGUCAACGAGGAGGAGAUGGACACCUCCAUUAGCCACUACAAACGGAAGACAAUGAAUGACUUUGACUAUCUGAAGCUUCUGGGCAAAGGAACCUUUGGCAAAGUCAUUCUAGUGCGGGAGAAGGCCAGCGGAACCUACUACGCCAUGAAAAUCCUCAAGAAGGAAGUCAUCAUUGCCAAGGAUGAAGUCGCUCACACGCUCACAGAAAGUCGGGUAUUAAAAAACACCCGGCAUCCAUUCCUGACGUCUCUCAAAUACUCCUUCCAGACCAAGGACCGCCUCUGCUUUGUCAUGGAGUAUGUCAACGGAGGAGAGCUGUUUUUCCAUCUGUCACGGGAACGAGUAUUUUCUGAGGAUCGCACACGUUUCUACGGCGCCGAGAUCGUCUCCGCUCUGGACUAUUUGCAUUCCGCCAAAAUCGUUUACCGGGACCUCAAGCUGGAAAACCUGAUGUUGGACAAGGACGGACACAUUAAGAUCACCGACUUCGGCCUCUGCAAGGAAGGCAUCACGGACACGGCCACAAUGAAGACAUUCUGCGGGACGCCCGAGUACCUGGCGCCCGAGGUGUUGGAAGACAACGACUACGGCCGCGCGGUGGACUGGUGGGGUUUGGGCGUGGUGACGUACGAGAUGAUGUGCGGCCGCCUGCCUUUUUACAACCAGGACCACGAAAAGCUCUUUGAGCUCAUCCUCAUGGAGGAGAUCAAGUUCCCGCGCACGCUGUCGGCCGACGCCAAGUCGCUGCUUUCGGGCCUGCUCAUCAAAGAUCCCAACAAACGGCUGGGCGGAGGGCCGGAUGACGCCAAGGAGAUUAUGCGACACAGUUUCUUUGUCAGCGUCGACUGGCAGGACGUCUACGACAAGAAGAUGGUCCCACCUUUCCAGCCUCAGGUGAGUUCUGAGACAGACACACGCUACUUCGAUGAGGAAUUCACGGCGCAGACCAUUACCAUCACGCCACCGGAGAAAUACGACGAGGACGGCAUGGACGCCGCGGACAACGAGCGGCGGCCUCACUUCCCGCAGUUCUCCUACUCGGCCAGCGGGCGGGAGUGAGCGCCCCACCCGCCUGCCUCGACUCCGCCGGCGGCCAUUUUGAGGAAAACACGUAGCCAUUUUAGGAAAAAGCAGUUCCAGUCUCUCCUCUGUCGUCCCGGCGGGCGGAAGUCGGGAAGUCUCUCGCUGGACUUUAAAGAGUUUUUUUGCACAGUGGGCGCACGCCCACGCUAAACAGGAGUCGGCCACAUUUUUUCUGCGGAAGGCCAACUUUGUUCGUAUUUAUUUUCCUCUCCGUCUCAGUAUUACCUUCUUCACGUCCAUCUCGUCCUCCUCGUGGUGGUGAUGAUCGCCCUUUUUUUUGUUUUUGCACUGACGUCGGAAAGGAGACGACGAGGCGCUUUUUUUUUGUUAAGGGAGCAAAGCACCAAAAACGUUGCCUUACGCGUGCCCGCCGUCGUCGCGCCCGACGCAUUUUUUUUUUUUCCCUCCAAGGCAAGCGUGCACGACUCCUGGUUCACCUCGACCAAACCGCACGCACGCACAAAAACGUUCCUGUUUGUUGUCAGACGGUCGCCAUGGAAAUAUUUCCGCAAGGGGUCGUUAACGUUCCGCUCGUUGUUGCCGUGUGACCACUUUUUCCCUGACAAGCACGUGCACACGCAGACAAGAACACGUACAUACACACCGUGAUCGAAAAUUUUGAGACAUUUCACCAUUCGGUAGAAUGAGAAAGUGUCUCAAAACUUUUGACCAAGGGCAUACACACAUGGGGGUACACUAUUUCAAUCUUUUUUUAGUCGCAGCCUUUGCUGUCUGUAGACGUUAAGAAAAGUUAGGCAAAAAUUGGACUUGAAAUGCUUCCUGUUUUCAUUCUUCCUUAUAAGCCAGAGUGGGCUAUAAUGGAAUGACACUCAAAAGGGAAGUCAAGCAAAAUAUACCAAAAAAAAACACAAAAUUUUACAACAUGUAUAGCAGACUGCAAAAUGGUAAACUGCUAUAGACAAGGGAGAUUACUACAACUUUACAUGCACAUGUGCACUAGAGCUUUUGGUGCUAUUUCGAAUUGGCAUCCAAGCACGCCUGAAAUUGCGUCUUUCGGAAUUAAAUCCGAACAAAAUGAAUAUUGUUGCGACUUCUGCGUGAAUUGUCAGUAAAGGUACGUGCGACGUAUGUUCAUGGGGGGUGCGUUCGGCAUGUGGAAGGUAAACACCACUGUGAAGUUGGCCCCCCAUCAGAUGCAAAUUUAUAGAAAAAAAUAUGUCAUUUGUUUAUGCUGCAAAUGUUUUUGUUUGUGCUGCUAUCGUUUUUGAGGUAUUAAAAAUUCUUUUAUAGGUCAAGCUGAGGUCAACCAGCCCCCCAUUUUGAUUAAAAAUGGUGUCAAUUAUUUUUGCUGUAAAAAUUUUUGUUUGUUCUGCUAUCGUUUUAUAGAUAUUGAGAUAUCAAUUUCGAGUGAUGACGUCAACCAGCCCCCCAUUUUGAUUAAAAAUUGUGUUAAUCGUUUGUGCUACGUUUGUGCUGCUAUCGUUUUAUAGAUAUUGAGGUAUUAAUUUUGAGUGAUGACGUUAAUCGCAGCACCUCCGUCGCGGCUGACGAAGCGUACCAACUCUCUCAAUGACAAAGGGGUGUCCCAACAACUAUCGAAGUCACGUCAUAACUCGAAAUUAAUAUCUCAAGCGCCCCAUUUACUAUUAAAUGGACCCGAGGGGGUGCAAUUUGUUUAUGCUACGUUUGCAGUAGUUGUUCGGACACCCCUCUGUUAUUGAGAGAGUUGAUACAGUUCAUCAGCCGCGACGGACCUAAUGCGAUUGACGUUAUCACUCGAAAUUAAUAUCUCAAUAUCUAUAAAAUCAUAGCAAAGCAAACAAUAUUUUUUACAGCACAAACGUAGCAUAAACAAAUGGCACCAUUUCGCCCAAAUGAGGGGCUGAGUGACGUCAUCACUCCAAAUUAAUGUUUAAAAAACAAUAGCGGCACAAACGAAAAUUUUCACUUGACACCAUUUUUAGUCGCCAUUUUUAAUCAAAAUGGGGGCUGGUUGACCUCAGAUUGACCUAUGAAAGAAUUGUUUAUAUCUCAAAAACGAUAGCAACACAAACGAAAAAAAUUUUUUGCAUAAACAAAUGACAAUUUUUCUUGCGUCUGAUGGGGGGUGGCAACUAUACAGAGGUAAGGUAAACUACUGAAGGUUUAUGUGCAAAUUAGCUGAUGUGUCGGAAAUCUACAGUGCUAAAUCAAGGCCAAAAGUAUUGUAAUCUGAAAAAAACAAUUGAAUAAAAAAUUGUAACUGAAUGUUUACAUUUUUUUCUUGAAUCUUUCAAAAGUGAAAAAAAAAAUUUUUUUCAGGUACAAAGUUGAUAGUUUCAGGUUCAAAUAUUUACUUUUUGGUUUGGGUUUUCAAUUUUUUUUUCACUUUCAAAUAUUUUGGAGAAAGUGUGAUGUCAUAAUCCAUCGAAGUACCCACGUUUCCUGAAAGCAGCAUCAUUUGGGGUUGCUUUGAUAUGCUAUCCCCACAAGGCCUAUCGUCAAGGCCACGCCCCCGUGCCAGAACACGGCCAAGUUUUGAAACUGGAAAAAAAAAAGGAUUUAAAAGUAAAAAAGAGGGAAGAAAAUUACAUAACCGAAACCAAAAAAAUUAGUAUUUGAACAUGAAAAUAUAAACAUUGUAACUGAAAAAAAUUAAACUUUUAUUUAUUUAUUUUUUUAGCUUUUGAAAGAUUAAAAUAAAAUAAAAAACUUAAACAUUCAGUUUCCAUUUUUUUAUGGUGCUAAAUCUAGGCCAAAAGUAUUGAAAUCUGAAAAAAAAGUUUGGGGGAAAAAAAAAUUGAAACAAUGUUUUUGUUUUCGUGAAUCUUUCAAAUGCCAAAAAAAAAAUGUUUUUUUCAGUUACAAACUUGAUAUUUUCACGUUCAAAUACUAUUUUUGGGGGGGUUUCGGUUAUCUAAUUUUCUUCUUUUUUAUUUUCAGAUCCUUUUUUUUUUUUUUUCCAGUUUCAAAACUUUUGGCCAUGUUCUGGCACGGGGGCGUGGCCUCCACGAGAGGCGUGUGGAGACAGCCUAUCAAAGCAACCCCAAAUGAUGCUGCCUUCAGGAAACGUGGGUACUUUGAUGGAUUAUGACGGCGCACUCUCAAAAAGAUUUGAAAGUGAAAAAAAUAUUUGAAUGUGAAAAAAAAUUUAAACUAAAAAAAAGAUCUGAUAGUGAAUAAAAUCUGAAGGUGAAAAUUAGAUAACCAAAACCAAAAAGUUAAUAUUUGAACCUGAAAAUAUCAACUUAGUAACUGAAAAAAAAAAAAAAAAAAUAGCCUUUUGAAAGAUUCAAGAAGACAACAAAAAUAUUGUUUCAAUUUUUUUUUUUUUUUUUUUUUUUUUUUUUUUUUUUUUCAGAUUCCAAUAUUUUUGGCCUAGAUUUAGCACAAUAGAAAUCAAGUCUUCAAAAUUCACAAGGACAGUUUUACAAUCCCCAACGCGUUUUUUCUUAAUCCGCGGCCACAGCAUGGCAAGGGAUACCGAUUCAAGUAUGCCACAUUCAAGUCCAUUGGUUGAAGCGGCUGACACGAAGAUGUGAAAUGUGAAGUGUUGUAGAUGGUAUCAUGAAGGGAAAGUGAAGUAGAAGUGCGUUCAAUUUAAUAAUUAGCAUUUUUGAUCAAAAUGUCCAAAUCCAUUCAAAAGUGAAACAUUUGCGCCAGGAAUGGUACGCGAGCCAAGCUCUAGUGUACACAUAUACACAUACAUUUAUAUACAAAGUGUUAUGUCAUUACACACACAUAAGGACUGUUGUUGGUAUUCCAAGGGUGACCAAUCACUUUGAGUUCAAAACGACGCUUCCAGACGCAGAAUUCCGUCUCGUUCCAGAAACAUUCCCGUGAAAUGACACGUUCCGUGUCAUGUACAUAGUUAUGCAAUACGCUCUUGUCUGUCAUUUUUUGUUUUGUUUUUUACGGAGACGGACCCCAGCCCCGCCCUCAUCUUCACCUCCGCUGUCGUGGUUUCCGCCAGCGGCGUUUGUUGACAAGUGACAAGAAGUUGAAAUGUUUAAGAAAAAGUGGCAUCUUGUUUUGUUGGGGUUUUUGUGGGUUUUCGUCAUCCUCUCUGACUCUUUUUCCCUGUUUUUCUCUUAACUUGUCGAGCCCGGGAAAAAACAUGAAAAGCACUUCGGGAAAAGUCGCUGGAUGAUGAUGAUUGGUUCAUUAACUGAUGAAUUUGUUUUUUUUUCCUUUAGUUAUGUUUUUGGAUGGUUUGUUUUUUUGUUUUCUUACCAAAAUGUUAGAGCAAGAACCCAGUAGUGGACUUGCUUUGCUGUGCUAGUAUUUAUUUUCAAUUAAAUUAAAUGAAACACA
Molecule: messenger RNA, 6315 nt
Organism: Corythoichthys intestinalis (scribbled pipefish)
Lineage: Eukaryota; Metazoa; Chordata; Actinopteri; Syngnathiformes; Syngnathidae
Gene: akt3b
Product: v-akt murine thymoma viral oncogene homolog 3b
Exons: 15
Coding region: 598-2037 (479 amino acids)
Biological process (GO): protein phosphorylation
Cellular component (GO): nucleus; cytoplasm
Molecular function (GO): protein serine/threonine kinase activity; ATP binding
Source: RefSeq, a predicted model, not a curated record